GUACAUGAUUACCUAAGAAGUAAGCUCUGCUCGCUGUAUGAGAAUGACUGCAUCUUCGACAAAUUUGAAUGUGUUUGGAAUGGAUCAGACAGCGUGAUAAUGACUGGUUCCUACAACAACUUCUUCCGAAUGUUCGACCGAAAUACGAAGCGUGAUGUGACACUGGAGGCGUCCCGAGAGAACAGCAAGCCUCGGGCAAUCCUGAAACCUCGUAAGGUGUGUGUGGGCGGAAAGCGCCGCAAAGAUGAAAUCAGUGUGGACAGCCUGGACUUCAGCAAGAAAAUUCUCCACACCGCAUGGCACCCUUAUGAGAACAUCAUCGCUGUGGCAGCCACCAAUAACCUUUACAUAUUCCAGGAUAAGGUCAACUAGCACAACUGUACCACCUCCACAUGUUCCUUAAAAGAGCAAGAAAAAGCUGUAGCCCAGCUGGAUAUUGCAGGGUGUGUUUUGUGAUGAGAAACAUGAAGUUACCUAUGAUGUGGGGAGAAGUAUGAACAGAUGAUGCUGGAGAAGAAGGCCAUGUUGUGAAAGGAUGCUCCCAGACUUUCGUGAACAAGCAUCCUGACCUGCUCAAUCAUUCUUCCACUAUUAAGUAUCUGCAUUUCCUCUUCCACGAACUCUAGUUUAUUUAUCGUAUUUAUUCAUUCCUCUGCUGGAAGUAAAUACCUGACACGUCCUAAAUCUGGAGAAAUUUGCAUUUUCAUCACAAUGAUAUGAAGAAUUUUUUAUAAGGCAAAACAAACCUUGAAUAAGACGGGCCUCCGCUGACAUCCUGGCAUCAGAAUCAAAGGGGUGCCUUUACUUACAAAAAACUAUGGAUUUUCAUUUCCUUUGAAACACAAUGCCCCCCGACUUCCUCCGAAGUGUCUGACUGAUCCGUAACAGACUAAGACUGUUACUUUGCGCUGAUUGUAGUGUUGAGACAAACAAUCUGUGGAUGGAAUCACAGCAUUUAGUGUCCUGAUUGGCCCUCUUGAAUGGAGCCCUGAAGUAAAAGUCAAUCCCAUUGGUUAUGUCUUGUCAUUCCAUGUUGUCCUCUUAUUUUGAUGUAACCAUUAAUAAGCUGUGGUGCCUUCUUUUCGUAUGUGGGUACUGGGGAGGCUGGUGGGUGGGAGGGCUUUUGGAAGGGUGGUAUUUGGGUUGUGAAGUGUGAAUGUUUUUACAAGAAAUGUGAAGAAUAUCUUUGUGUAAGAAGGGGAAAGAAUUGCAGCGACGUGAUUUUACAGUACACAGAAUUGAAGUACUUGAAUUCUGCAUUAUAGUCUCCACUUUAUCUCAGUAUGCUCAUGACUUAUACAUGACAGUAUACCCUGUUUUUUUAUUCUUCAGUGCCGUGCUGGGUGAAAAGUAUUGCCGUAUUGCAUGCAACUUGUCAUCUAUAAUGAGCCAAUGAAGAAAAUAUAUGUCCCGCACCAUCAAAUGAACCUGUAACAAUCAGAUGUCAUUUUUUUUACAUGGUUUCUGCUGCAUCUGUCUGAGACUGUUAAAACAUCAUCAUUCAGUUACUUUGGCCUGAGGAUGACAGGAAUGCCGGUAUCAUGAUGUAGCCUAUACAUGACGUGAAGGUUAAAUGAUAUCAGGGAAUUUUAUUAUGUACAAAUUAACCAAUAAUGUUCUCUUCUGAAGAAUAAAAACUUCAGUUGUAAACUUCUUAAUGAAACAAAGUUUUAUAGCUCAGAAUGUAUCUACACCCAAAUAUUUGCCAUGCAGUCUUCAUGUUUAAUGCAAUUCGUUUAAAUAAAAAGAAACGAAAAGGAA
Pimephales promelas (fathead minnow) is the source of this 1761-nucleotide messenger RNA. The record is from RefSeq and is a predicted model, not a curated record. Lineage: Eukaryota; Metazoa; Chordata; Actinopteri; Cypriniformes; Leuciscidae.